UACACCUCCUGAUUUAAUCAAGGCAGACAACACAGGACGGACAGGAAUCAAACAUUCACUCCAGAGGAGAGAGACAGAGAUGGCAGAGGGUUUCAAUCACAGCAGUUGUGCGGCUUUUGAAUAUAAGCUGGUCCUUCAUAGGGGCUUCGACUUAAUAUCUGGAAUCCACUCUCCUGAGGUGGUGGAUCAAAUUCAUAACUUUGAGAUUCGAGACUCAGAUGUCUUUGUCAUUACUUACCCCAAAUCAGGCACUAUUUGGUUGCAGCAAAUCCUCAGUCUGAUAGAGGUCAAGGGAGAUGUUACAGCGACAAAUGAUCAGCUGAAUUCUCAGCGUGUCCCAUGGAUCGAACUUUUGGACUCUGAGAAACAGUUUGUUUCUGCCCCUUCCCCUAGGAUCCAUGUGUCUCAUCUACCAUACAAAUUCAUGCCACUUGGAUUAAAACAAAAGAAGGGCAAGGUCAUCUAUGUGGCCAGAAAUCCAAAGGAUAUUUUGGUGUCUUACUUCCAUUUUCACAAAUAUGCAAAUAUGCUGGAGACCCCUAAAGACUUUGAUGCAUUUUUUGAGAAAUUCAUGGAAGGAAAUGUUUUUGGUAAUUCCUGGUUUGAGCAUGUCAAGAGCUGGUGCUCCCACAAAGAUGAGAUGAACUUCUUGUACAUUACAUAUGAGGAGAUGAUCAAGGACUUGCGGUCAGUGGUUGAAAGGAUCACUUCGUUCUUGGAGAGGAACUUGACACCACAGCAGCUGAAUGAUGUUGUUGAGCAUAGUACCUUCAAAAAUAUGAAGAACAAUCCUCAGGCCAAUUACCAGCAGGUCCCUGUCAUCCUGCUGAACCACCAGCUGGGAGCAUUUAUGAGGAAAGGAACAGUUGGUGAUUGGAAGAACUACUUCACUGUGGCACAGAAUGAAAGAUUUGACAAAGUGUACCAACAGAAGAUGAAAGAUGUUCCUCUUUCUUUCAUCUGGGACAUGAGUGAUCUUGUCACACCAUGAUUUAUUCAGUCUCAUCGUGUGUACUCAGCAGGGUUUGAAAUCAGAAAAGUAAAAAAAAAAAAAACAACCUUGACCCUUCGGAGCUGUAAUAUAUACAGUAUAAAGUACAAGCAGAUAUAUCAUUUGUUUCCUUUUUAAAUUGCAUACAGUCAGGUCCAUAAAUAUUGGGACAUCGACACAAUUCUAACAUUUUUGGCUCUAUACACCACCACAAUGGAUUUCAAAUUAAAUGAACUGUCAGCUUUUUGGUCCCUUAAAGUGGGAGGCACAUAUGCAAACUGUUGUAAUUCCUACACCGUUCACCUGAUUUGGAUGUAAAUACCCUCAAAUUAAAGCUGACAGUCUGCAGUUAAAGCACAUCUUGUUCGUUUCAUUUGAAAUCCAUUGUGGUGGUGUAUAGAGCCAAAAAUGUUAGAAUUGUGUCGAUGUCCCAAUAUUUAUGGACCUGACUGUACAUAUACGUGACAUAAAUCAGUGCUGUCCUCUUCUGGAACAUUGUGUUUUGCAAUUAUCAUUCAAAAAGAAGAGUAUCUGUAUAAAAAUAUUAAAUUCUACAUCUGUGGCUUGUGCUUUUUGUUAGUGAAAUAAACAGCUGUUUCAGUCAAGCAAAAUUAAAUGAAUACCAAACAUUUAAAUAUUGAUACAUAUUAUAAAUAAAAUGUCAAUCAGAAACUCUGAACUAGAAUAAUUUGAUUUUCAUCAGAUUCCUGAGAUUUCUUUUUUCUCAGUUUUUUUUAAAGCAUUCAUUUAAUAUGCUAAAGCUUUUUGGGAAACUUUUUAUUUUACUGUA
Onychostoma macrolepis is the source of this 1781-nucleotide messenger RNA. Its product is annotated as amine sulfotransferase-like. The record is from RefSeq and is a predicted model, not a curated record. Gene Ontology annotation, molecular function: sulfotransferase activity. NCBI's taxonomy places the organism in Eukaryota, Metazoa, Chordata, Actinopteri, Cypriniformes, Cyprinidae. Gene Ontology annotation, cellular component: cytoplasm. Bases 80 to 991 code for a protein of 303 amino acids. The transcript has 7 exons. Gene Ontology annotation, biological process: sulfation.